GAAAAUCAGAUGAGCUCGGUUUGUGCCAUGCGGAUCUACACACACACGUUCACACACACAGUUGCACACCACACUGGCCAGCAGACGAUUCCCAGUGAAGACACGGAUCUGAGAGGGAGAGAUCAGGAUGGGUGUUACAGGAGAAAUGAAGGAGGACGAGGCAGCAUAAGACAGUGCUGAGAGAUAAAGAGAGGGUGGGUGAGCAGAAGGGAGGAGAGGAGACAGCACCAGCCUCAGCAGGUUUGUGAGGGAGAAGGAGCGAGGGAGAACUAGAAGAUAAAGAGCUUGUGAUGUUGCGUGGGGAUGAUGCCGAAUAUCAGCGCCGCUAUCACACUCUGGGCAGUAACACACGCCGCCUCUCUAACCCCGACAUGGAGGCCUACGCCAAGCUCCACAAGAGCGGAGACACGGAGCAUCAGAGGAACAAAUACCCUCCGCAGCACGCCGCCACGCUGGUCAACACCAACUGUGCACGGCAGCAGCAGCCACAUUACUGGAGUUUUAAGGCGCGGACUCCACGCGGCGCUGCCGGGCUCCAGCAGCAGUCACUGGGCGAGCAGGUUGGAGGGCGGGUGUGUUAUGCGUCUGCGGAGAGUUUGGAAAGCAUGGCCGAUGCUGAGCUCCCGCUGGGCUUCAGUCGCUCUAACAUCCUCAGACAGAGUCUUCCACUGGCACGAUCACCCAGCCAGGCUAAACUGAGAGCGCCAGCUGUGUUGUUCUUGCAGUUCGGUGACGAGACGCGGCGGGUGCACAUCACUCAUGAGCUGACCAGCAUGGAGACGCUUCAUGCCCUCAUCGUGCACAUGUUCCCUCAGAAACUGACCAUGGGCGCGCUGCGUUCUCCCGGCACGGCUCUGCUCAUCAAAGACGAGGCACGCAACAUCUUCUACGAGCUGGAGGACCCUCGUGACAUCCACGACCGGUGUCUCAUCAAGAUUUACUGCAGAGAGGCUCCGCUACGAGACACACACUACAAUGCUCAACACAUGGCCCACCCUGUACACCACACACACAUCGCCAACGGAGACCUGCGGAGAGAGCUGGUGUACACCUCGAGGGAAUCAUCUCCCACGCAGCGUUUAAACACACUCCCAUCUUCCUCUUCUCCCUCUGGAUCCCCGUCACGCUCUCAAUCGCGUCUUUCUUACACAGGUGGGCGUCCUUCCUCUUACGCCGGACCCCAUCCAUCGGCUCAGCACCACCCCUAUCAACAACACCACGCCCAUCCCGGAGGCCACGCCCCCCAGCAGUCUGGUCACACCCACCCGGCAUUUUGCCCCUCCCCAAGUGCCAUUCUAGAACGGCGUGAUGUGAAACCAGAUGAGGAAAUUGCAUCAUCCUCGAAGAGCAUGGUGUUGCUAAAAAACGAAGCGAUAUACGCAGACCCUUAUUCGCUAGUCCAGGAUCCUCGGUUCAGCGUGGCUUCGCAGCAGGCUCUGGCGUACCGCCGGGGAUCUGUGCGCUCUCUUGGUGGAUACCCCGCCGCAGCGUUGCAAUGUGAGCUCGAGGGUGCCCUCUACAGACCUGGCGGUCCUAUAUACGCAGAUCCAUAUGCUACGAUGGGAUUCCGCAGCUUACCUCCAGCCUCGCCUCAAAAACUGUCUGAUGGCAGGGAUCCGUAUGGGAGCCACCCGGGACGAGGGUCCCCUGGGAGACAUGGGUUUCGGAAAGAUGGUACUGUGUACAUAGAGAGUCCCAAGAAUCGUCCAGGAGGACCACCUAUGGAGCAGAUAUGCAUGCUUGGGGGCCCCGGAGGAGAUGGAGGGCCGAUGCCAGUGUACGGCUCAACAUUACCUGGUAACGAAGAGACCAGAGAGCGAAUGGAGGCAAUGGAGAAGCAGAUAGCCAGUCUAACCGGACUGGUUCAGAGUGUUUUGACCCGAGGACCGGACAGCCCUGAUAAAGCAGAAACAGCGAGCGACUGCUCUGCACCAGAGAUGUCAUCACCCUCUGCUCCUCUGGCCCUGAUGCCGCCUCCGCCCACUGCUGCCUCUCAGCCAAUAGCAAUGUCCCGUUUCCAAAUGCAUCUGCAUCUGACUGACCUGCAGCAGCACACAGCUGAGCUGCGCAAACAGCUCACACAACUGCGCCAGUUACAGCUGCAGAAUCAGGACUCCGUUCAGGUGUUACUGAGGCAGACGGAGUCCGAUUUGGGCAUGUGUCUAAUCGAGGCGUCUCGCACACAAGAAGAUCCAUUACAGCGGCAGCGUCUUCUUGUUGAGGAGGAGAGGCUACGCUAUCUUAAUGAAGAAGAGCUUAUUAUACAACAACUACACGAUCUCGAGCGCUCGGUGGAGGAGAUGAGGAUGGGGGCGGGGCUUAACCACCACCUGGUGACCGAACAGGAAAUAGAACAGAAGAGUCUGGAGCUCAGGAGACUUGGAGAGACCGUCACUGACCUCAAGAAUCAGUUCCCAACUUUACAAAGUAAGAUGCGUGUGGUGUUGAGGGUGGAGGUGGAAGCCGUCAAGUUUCUGAAAGAGGAACCGCUCCGACUGGAGGCUCUGUUGAAGCGCUGCAGAAACAUCACCAAUACGCUCGCUCUACUACGAAGGCAGGUAUCAGAAGGUGUGUGGAGGACACCCGAUGACUUCAGUAGUUCAGUUUCCAGCGCGAGUGACGCCGACUUCAGCAGGAGCUCUGAUCUGGAUAUUCUCAACAGUCCUUCUCUAAAUCUGCCCGACCUCGGGGGCACCUUAUCAGCCACUGCCACUCUUUCUGCCUCCCUGGGCACUAAUACCACAAAUCCUGGCCUGACGAGUGCUUCUAGUAUAGGAGGCACCACUAGUCUAUCUAACGUGCUCGGCUCCACUGUUGGUGCCAGUAUGAGCAUCUGUGGUAUUCCUGGCAGCACCACGCUGGGUAACUGGCUGGCAGGAGCCGGGGCGACAGAUCCCAUCAUGCCUGAACUGGACGGCACCUCCACAGGUCCAAUAAAGACCGGCUUGGAAGAUCUGCCCGCACGCAGAGAAUCUGACAAAGGAGUGUCCGUGGAGGUCCGACUGGCUGCAGAGCGAGACUGGGAGGAGAAGAGAGCCAGCUUGACUCAGUUCAGCGCUCAAGACAUCAAUCGUCUACUGGAGGAAACUCAAGCUGAGCUGAUGAAGGCCAUUCCAGAUCUGGACUUCGCCGCCAAGCAGAUCACCAAACCGGCUGUACCGCCAAAACCCCAGCUGUCCUCGCUCCCAGCACCCGGCUCAACAUCCUCCACUCCUAGCUUAACACCUGAACAUCAGCCCAGCAAAACCCCACCGAAACCACCCAGCAAAGACGGCAUCCCACGCAGGGGAUCGGGAGAGUUGACAGUGCCACGGUAUCGUACAGAGAAGCUGUCCAAGUCCCCACCCCCUCCUCCUCCGCGACGAAGUUUCCCAUCAGGCCUUGGGCUCACAACCAACAGCAGUGGAGAAGUAAUCGCCAUAAACAAGAGUGUGAAGAAAUUGGAGAAGGUGGAGAACAGAGAAGAGGCUGAAGUACCGACUCAAUCCCAGACACCUCCUGUCAAACUGAGACGUCCGUCGACCUCCGAUGGGCCCCGACCGUCAUCCACACCUCCGGUCAUCGCUGCUUCUGGGAUGAAGGAAGAUGGGGAUGAAGAUGAGAAGAUAAUGGCAGAGCUGGAGGUGUUUGAGAGAGCCCAAGCGAGACUGAGGGUCACUGCUGAGGCCCAAAGCCCAGCUGAGGUCACUCCUAACAGUGUUGACAGGGCAGGCCAGUGGAUCAGCAACUCUCUGUGGAGAGAGCCUGUAGGCACUCCUCCGGGCUCCAAACUGGUGCAGCCGUCUGCGGCGUCCCGUCUGCGGCACCUGCAGCAGAGCAGCCUGGAGCGCAGGAGCAGGAAACAGCAGGAGGAACUCCCAAAGCUCCAGCAGGGUCAGCAGCAGGUAUUCCACUUCUAACAAUAGCUGCGCCCUGCUAUCGGCCGACUGACGCUCGCUCUCGCUGACUUUACCUCUGCUCUGCGCUAAGAGGCACUCGUUCAGUGCAAACUCAUCCGUCGACUCCAGUGACUGUAACACUUGCAGCCAUGUGAGCUGCCACGUCUCCCAGCUGCUGCACAGAUGUUAUGGUUUCCACUGUGCGAUGGGGUUCAGUAUGCACAAGAUUUCCCUGUAUGCUCACAGAUUAUGUAUUUUUCUCUUUCAUGCCACAUGAACUAUUCUUCCAAAACAGCACAAUAUAGUGUAUUAAAAUGCCACCUAAUUUCUUUCUCGA
Carassius gibelio (silver crucian carp) is the source of this 4215-nucleotide messenger RNA. RefSeq names its product SRC kinase signaling inhibitor 1b (gene srcin1b). The transcript is spliced from 19 exons. Gene Ontology annotation, biological process: regulation of dendritic spine morphogenesis. The coding region runs from base 291 to 3899 and encodes 1202 amino acids. The record is from RefSeq and is a predicted model, not a curated record. NCBI's taxonomy places the organism in Eukaryota, Metazoa, Chordata, Actinopteri, Cypriniformes, Cyprinidae. Gene Ontology annotation, cellular component: postsynaptic density; cytoplasm; actin cytoskeleton.